GUUGUCCGGUGUGUACGUGUGGCUGCUCUGCCACUGCAGUCGCCUCCUCAUCGGGACAGAUUGUGGAUCACACGGGGUCAAAAAUGGUGAAAGUAACGACAGUGAAGACCAAGCCGUACACGGACCAGAAGCCCGGGACGAGCGGCCUGAGGAAGAGGGUGACGGUGUUUCAACAGAACCAGCACUAUGCAGAAAACUUCAUCCAGAGCACCAUCUCUGUCAUCGAGCCUGCCGAGCGCCAGGCUGCCACUGUGGUGGUGGGAGGAGAUGGGAGGUUCUUCAUGAAAGAAGCCAUUCAGUUGAUCGUUCAGAUUUCUGCUGCCAACGGGAUUGGCCAUCUGGUGAUUGGUCAGGAUGGCAUCAUGUCCACCCCAGCAGUCUCCUGUGUGAUCCGCAAGGUAAAGGCAGUGGGUGGCAUCAUCCUCACCGCCAGCCACAACCCUGGAGGCCCUAAUGGAGACUUUGGCAUUAAGUACAACAUCUCCAGUGGAGGACCUGCUCCAGAGGGCAUCACAAACAAAAUAUAUGAGAUCAGCAAAACCCUGCAGGAGUAUCAGAUCUGCCCAGAGCUGAAAGCUGAUCUGUCCAAGAUCGGUAAACAGACCUUUGAAGUGGACACGUUCAAGCCCUUCACAGUGGAGAUCGUGGACUCUGUGGAGGCCUAUGCUGAGAUGCUCAGGGGCAUCUUUGACUUUGCUGCACUGAAGGAGCUUCUCUCUGGAGCCAAUCACAUAAGCCUCCGCCUGGAUGCUAUGCACGGAGUGGUUGGUCCUUAUGUGAAGAAGAUAAUCUGUGAAGAGCUGGGGUCUCCUGCCCACUCAGCAGUCAACUGUGUGCCCAAGGAGGACUUCGGGGGCCACCACCCCGACCCCAACUUGACCUACGCUGCCGACCUGGUCAACGCCAUGAAAGGAGGAGAAUAUGAUUUUGGUGCAGCCUUUGAUGGCGAUGGUGACCGUAACAUGGUGCUUGGUAAACACGGCUUUUUUGUAAACCCUUCAGACUCCGUUGCUGUCAUCGCUGCCAACAUUAUCAGCAUCCCUUACUUCCAGAAGACUGGUGUCAAAGGACUGGCCCGCAGUAUGCCCACUAGUGGAGCCCUGGACAAUGUGGCUAAAGCUCUCGAAAUGCAGCUGUACGAGACUCCAACCGGCUGGAAGUUCUUUGGUAACCUGAUGGAUGCUGGAAAGCUUUCACUCUGCGGAGAGGAGAGCUUCGGCACAGGCUCAGAUCACAUCCGUGAGAAGGACGGCUUGUGGGCGGUGCUCGCAUGGUUGUCAAUCUUAGCCACCAGGAAACAGAGCGUGGAAGAGAUCAUGAAGGAUCACUGGCAGAAGUUUGGCAGGAACUUCUUCACCAGGUACGACUAUGAGGAGGUCGACUCAGAUGCCGCCAACAAGAUGAUCAAGGAUCUGGAGACGGCAAUGUUCGACCCGUCCUUCGUAGGAAAGAAGUUCUCAUCGGGUGAUAAGACUUAUGAGGUGGCCGUCUCUGACAACUUUUCCUAUACAGACCCUGUGGACGGAAGUGUGUCCAAAAACCAGGGCCUCAGGAUCAUCUUCUCUGAUGGUUCUAGGAUCAUUUUCCGUCUCAGCGGUACAGGCAGCGCGGGAGCAACCAUCAGGCUCUACAUAGACAGCUAUGAGAAGGACCCCCAGAAGAUUUAUCAGGACCCACAGGUGAUGCUGGCUCCUCUGGUAGACAUCGCCCUGAAGGUCUCUCAGCUCCAAGAGAAGACUGGACGCACUGGCCCCACUGUGAUCACAUGAUUCCUCUACCACACUGCCUCCACUCACCCUCAGCAACAGGAUACCUCCGCUCUCUCGGGGUGAAGCUGCCCUUGAAUGCUGUCUUGGCUUCAGUUCCUGGCCCUCCUUAGAAACAGAGCUGGACGAAAAAAAAAAGGGAAACUCAACAUGCAGGUCGAAAUACAAGAAAAUACACGAGGAGCUCCUGAUUUAUCUUAAACUGAAAGUGAUCCACUGCAUGAGUGUUGAUAUGAUGUUUUCAUGAAAUACGGUUGAGGUGUCAGAAAAUGACAUUGACAUUUGUGACAAACAUGUGAUUUUAAGGAAAACAACAUUUAAAGAUUCAAAGGUGGACUGGAAAAUGUGAAUGAAGUGAGCCUCGUGUAAUUUAUGGAGCCAUGUUUAAUCUUGUUAGUGCCCAGAUCUGUUCCUAAACCAUAUCAUUAGAUGCAUAAACUGUCAAACUGACCAACAAUCAGCAAUUUAGGGCAACCUCACCCAAUGUUUCCCUCACUGACCUGGUGCCUUCCCCUCUCUCUGUUCUCCAAAACCAUCACAACAGCCUCUCAGCCUGAAUCAUGACCCACAGCUGAAACCAUGAGAACUAACGCUUCCACCAUUAAUAAAAUAACCUCACAUAAAAGAA
Cottoperca gobio is the source of this 2394-nucleotide messenger RNA. RefSeq names its product phosphoglucomutase 1 (gene pgm1). Lineage: Eukaryota; Metazoa; Chordata; Actinopteri; Perciformes; Bovichtidae. The record is from RefSeq and is a predicted model, not a curated record. Gene Ontology annotation, molecular function: phosphoglucomutase activity; magnesium ion binding. The transcript is spliced from 11 exons. The coding region runs from base 84 to 1769 and encodes 561 amino acids. Gene Ontology annotation, cellular component: cytosol. Gene Ontology annotation, biological process: carbohydrate metabolic process.